Necator americanus (New World hookworm) is the source of this 981-nucleotide messenger RNA. RefSeq lists its product as uncharacterized. The record is from RefSeq and is a predicted model, not a curated record. The transcript is spliced from 7 exons. NCBI's taxonomy places the organism in Eukaryota, Metazoa, Nematoda, Chromadorea, Rhabditida, Ancylostomatidae. Bases 1 to 981 code for a protein of 326 amino acids.
AUGGAACCUGGUGCUCGGUGGAAUCCUGCAAAGUAUGAAAUCGAUGACUUCGAUUUUCAAGAAUUAACUGAAAUGUUUUCCGAGUUACGUACUGGCUGCGGUUCUAAUUUCAAUACCUAUUUUGCCUUGCUAAGGAAGUUUGUGAUGCUAUCGUAUACAAGUUGUGAACUAGAUAUUCAAGUUAGGAAGUUCAUCCCUGCUGAAUUAACAUCAGUUCAUGAAAGGUUCGUCUACAGGAUCAUCCAAAUUUGUGACCUGCCCAUAAAAACAAGGUCGCUUAGUGAUAUUUUGAACGGAAGCUUGGAGAGCAGCUCAAAGGAUAAAUACAUUCUUCCUCAUAUUUCUUCUUUGAACGCAUUGGCUAUUUUGUGUAGUCUUGGGUACGGUUGGAAAGCUCCCGAUCGGCGGUUUGGGGAGCUUAUUGCAAGUGCUGUUCAUACGAUGCUCCUGGAUCGGAUCGAUGCUGCAUUACACGUGAGGAACGUCCCAGUAGUCAAUGAAAUUGGGGUACGCCUAGAUUUCCAAUGUCCUUCUGCGAAUAGGGAACAAUCUGGAGAAACUGGGUGCGUUUUGACAGCAAGUGACUUUUUAAAGUCAUUUUCAAAUAAAAGUCAUUGGCUCGCAGCCGAGACUACGAAUUUAUUCAAAAUGCGAUGCCACUCGAAUUUCUACUCGAAACUGAAGACUUUCGUCCCCGAAGAGGAGUGGGAUACCGCGCUGGAAGAAUCCACCAUGAACGCUCCUAUUCUAGAACAAGAACCUGGUGGAUCCGCUGAUGGAAAGACAGCUCCACAAGAUCCAGUAAUUGUUCAGGAGGAUCAAGAAGAUGUCGAAAAACAUGAGGAGCCUAAGAAGAAAGGGAAGGGAGUGAAACGUUCGAACUCGAAAACAUGUUCAACCGCAAAGAAAAAACCUCGUAAGAAGCUACCUAACAAUGUUGAUGUGAAUUUAGCGAAUGAACCGAAAAAUUCGGCCAGCUGA